AUGAGUGAACCAUGUGAGGGUUGUAUCGCAUGCGGCUGGACAUCCAUCAAACAAAAACAGUGCCAUUACUCUAGCCACCUUAAACUAUUCUAUGGUGCAUCUAAACGGGGCGUUUGGUCUAUCGGUUCUGAUGUGAUUUUGAAAGAUCGCCCGGACGAGGGUCCAAAAGCAAAAGUUGAAGUCACAACACUAAAUCACCUGGCAACAUAUACCGAUAUCCCAGUCCCAAAGGUUCUCCGUGACUGGGUCGAUCGUGAUGGGCGAUACUUUGUUAUGACCGAACGCAUAGAUGGCCAAACCCUCGAGGAGGCAUGGCCUUCGUUGUCAGAGCCUCAAAAAGUGGCCAUCGCGGAUCAAGUUGUUGAAGUGCGUAAGCAGCUUCGAUCCAUCACGUCAACCUCCAUCGAAUGUGUCGAUCAUACCCCAUGUUAUCCCAGUUUACUGUUCUUUAAUCUUGAACCGUACGGGCCGUUUCACUCCGACCAAGAACUCUGGGAUGCUCUUAGCCUUGACCUUCACCAUCUACCGCCGAAAGUGUUGGAGAACUUAAAGAAGCGCCUACCGAAAUGCGAGCCCUAUGUCCUCACUCAUUGCGAUCUCAAUUUGGGCAACAUCAUGAUCCGGGAUGGAAAGGUCGUUAGUGUACUCGACUGGGAGUACGCCGCCUCUCUUCCUAUCUGGUAUGAAUAUGUCGCGGCCUCUUUCGGAUUUACAGUUAUGGAUGUUGAAUAG
Molecule: messenger RNA, 732 nt
Organism: Penicillium psychrosexuale
Lineage: Eukaryota; Fungi; Ascomycota; Eurotiomycetes; Eurotiales; Aspergillaceae
Exons: 1
Coding region: 1-732 (243 amino acids)
Source: RefSeq, a predicted model, not a curated record